Messenger RNA from Malaya genurostris, 1241 nucleotides. It is a transcript of the gene Fer1, whose product is annotated as pancreas transcription factor 1 subunit alpha. Bases 379 to 1077 code for a protein of 232 amino acids. The record is from RefSeq and is a predicted model, not a curated record. Lineage: Eukaryota; Metazoa; Arthropoda; Insecta; Diptera; Culicidae. The transcript is spliced from 3 exons. Gene Ontology annotation, molecular function: DNA-binding transcription factor activity, RNA polymerase II-specific; protein dimerization activity; RNA polymerase II transcription regulatory region sequence-specific DNA binding. Gene Ontology annotation, biological process: regulation of transcription by RNA polymerase II; developmental process.
UGACACUGCUUACAUCGAUUGUCAGAAACGCACCGAUAGCUAUUUAGUAACACUUAAGUUUGAAUAGGCUAUCACCUAAUAGUCCGCACGUGGCCAUUGUGACUGUAUGGUUGGUAGCAACCCUGUCCCGUCGGAGGGUUUCAAGAUGGUAAAUUGGCCGAUAACUUCGCUAUUUGCUUAAGUCACGUGUGGCUGUUAGCGAUUUACGCAUAGGAUCAAAAAGUGGUACCGCGGAGCGAUUGUGGUCACAGGUGGCACGUGCAAUCAUGUGAAAAUCUGUUCAAAUCGCAACCGUUUCAAUUACCUUCCUCUAGUCAUUUUGUAUGUGAUGGAAUAGUGUUUAAGCAGUGAAUCAUAUCUAUAGUAAAUUGUGUCAGCAUGUUCUCGAUGGAUACGUUCGAUUUUGAGGCCGUUAUGAGCCGACAUCUAUUCGAUGGGCCGUCGAUUCAGCAUCACCACCAUCAUCAUUUGCAGACGGCAAAUGUGGACUCCACGACGUCCAACAGCUCGGAUUACUUUCUCGCGGAUGACGAGAACACGACCGACAGCGACUCGUUCUGUGGUUUUAACAGUGAUCAGGAGAAUAACGACGGUAUCAAAGAGAUCUACGCCACACGAUCGUCGAAGUAUCGACGUCCCAAAUGCGCUUCCCAGCAGGCACAGCAGCGUCAGGCGGCUAACCUUCGCGAACGUCGACGAAUGCAGAGUAUCAACGAAGCGUUCGAAGGACUCCGUACGCACAUCCCAACCCUUCCGUACGAAAAGCGCCUGAGUAAGGUGGACACACUGAAGCUGGCCAUCAGCUACAUCUCCUUUCUGGGGGAAAUGCUUCGGAAGGACAAAAACGGCAACGAACCGGGUGUCAACGGAAUGAAACGAGCACCCGUUAAGGAACCACCGAAAAAGUUUAUUGUUCGCGGUGGCAGCGGCCAAGUUCACUCCCUCUCGUGGCAUCGGAAAGGUGAUCGUAGUGCUGAUGGACGCUAUUUCGCACGGAUCUGGCGCCCGGAAGAUCCUCGCAGCAAUCAACGGAACAUCGCAGCUGGCCCUUCGGCAUACACUAAUGGACUGGCUUAGGAUUCCAAGUGGCAUUUUGGAAUUUCAUUUAUUUAUAGAUUUAGCAGUUCAAACGAUGAAUCAUUAUUCAUGGAAAAUGAUGAAUGUUUGAAACAAUUCUAGUCGUUUCAUUAGAUCUCAGUACUAAACGUUGAAGCAUUGUAAAUAAAUUUCUUUUACCGAAA